Messenger RNA from Anolis carolinensis (green anole), 9524 nucleotides. It is a transcript of the gene ephb2, whose product is annotated as EPH receptor B2. Gene Ontology annotation, biological process: protein phosphorylation; ephrin receptor signaling pathway; axon guidance. Gene Ontology annotation, molecular function: ATP binding; transmembrane-ephrin receptor activity; protein binding. The transcript is spliced from 16 exons. The record is from RefSeq and is a predicted model, not a curated record. NCBI's taxonomy places the organism in Eukaryota, Metazoa, Chordata, Lepidosauria, Squamata, Anolidae. Bases 84 to 3149 code for a protein of 1021 amino acids. Gene Ontology annotation, cellular component: plasma membrane; dendrite.
CUCGCCCGCUUUUGCAGCAUCCUCCUCCUCCUCCUCCUCCCAUCCAUCCUCCCAUCCUGGUCUCGGGGCCUCUGCUGGCGGCCAUGGGGCUGCUCCUUCUCCUCCUUCCUCCUCCUCGCCGGCUGUGGGGCCCCCUCCUGGCCCUCCUGGCCGCCGCCUCCUCCUCCUCCUGGGGACCCCGGUCCCCCUUCGCGUCCGCCCUGGAAGAAACGCUGAUGGAUUCCACCACCGCGACGGCAGAACUGGGUUGGAUGGUGCAUCCGCCAUCAGGGUGGGAAGAGGUGAGCGGCUACGACGAGAACAUGAACACGAUCCGGACUUACCAGGUGUGCAACGUCUUUGAAUCCAGCCAGAACAACUGGCUGAGGACCAAGUACAUCCGCCGGAGGGGCGCCCACCGCAUCCACGUGGAGAUGAAGUUCUCCGUCCGGGACUGCAGCAGCAUCCCCAACGUCCCUGGGUCGUGCAAGGAGACCUUCAACCUCUACUACUACGAGUCCGACCACGACGCCGCCACCAAGAGCUUCCCCACCUGGAUGGAGAACCCGUGGGCCAAGGUUGACACCAUCGCCGCUGACGAGAGCUUCUCCCAGGUGGACCUCGGGGGCCGCGUGAUGAAGAUCAACACAGAGGUGCGGAGCUUCGGGCCCGUCUCCAAAAACGGGUUCUACCUGGCCUUCCAGGACUACGGGGGCUGCAUGUCCCUGAUCGCCGUCCGUGUCUUCUACCGCAAGUGCCCACGUGUGGUCCAGAACGGGGCCCUCUUCCAGGAGACACUUUCCGGCGCUGAGAGCACGUCCUUGGUGGCCGCCCGGGGCUCCUGCAUCCCCAACGCCGAGGAGGUGGACGUUCCCAUCAAGCUCUACUGCAACGGUGACGGGGAGUGGCUCGUGCCAAUCGGGCGCUGCAUGUGCAAGCCGGGCUACGAGUCCGUGGAGAACGGGACCAUUUGCAGAGGUUGCCCGUCGGGGACUUUCAAAUCCAGCCAAGGGGACGAGGGCUGUGUCCAUUGCCCCAUCAACAGCCGCACCACGUCGGAAGGCGCCACCAACUGCGUCUGCCGCAACAGCUACUACCGGGCCGACUCGGAUCCGCUGGACAUGCCUUGCACCACCAUCCCGUCGGCCCCGCAGGCGGUCAUCUCCAGCGUGAACGAGACCUCCUUGAUGCUGGAGUGGAGCCCGCCCCGGGACUCGGGUGGCCGCGAGGACCUGGUCUACAACCUCAUCUGCAAGAGCUGCGGCUCGGGGCGGGGGGCCUGCACCCGCUGCGGGGACAACGUGCAGUUUGCGCCGCGCCAGCUGGGCCUGACCGAGCCCCGCGUCUACAUCAGCGACCUCCUGGCCCACACCCAGUACACCUUCGAGGUCCAGGCGGUCAACGGCGUGACUGACCAGAGCCCCUUCUCGCCCCAGUUCGCCUCCGUCAACAUCACCACCAACCAAGCAGCCCCUUCGGCCGUGUCCAUCAUGCACCAGGUGAGCCGCACCGUGGACAGCAUCACGCUUUCGUGGUCACAGCCGGACCAGCCCAACGGGGUCAUCUUGGACUACGAACUUCAGUAUUACGAGAAGGACCUGAGCGAAUUCAACGGCACCGCGGUCAAGAGCCCCACCAACACCGUGACGGUGCAGAACCUCAAAGCCGGGACCAUUUACGUCUUCCAAGUGCGGGCGAGAACCGUGGCCGGGUACGGGCGCUUCAGCGGCAAAAUGUACUUCCAGACCAUGACUGAAGCCGAGUAUCAGACCAGCAUCCAGGAGAAGCUUCCUCUCAUCAUUGGCUCCUCGGCGGCAGGGCUGGUCUUCCUCAUCGCCUUGGUGGUGAUUGUCCUCGUGUGCAACAGUCCACCUGCCUCCCGCUCAGCACGAUGCUCUCCUUCCAGAAGACGAGGAUUUGAGCGCGCCGACUCCGAGUACACCGACAAGCUCCAGCAUUACACCAGCGGCCACAUGACGCCCGGCAUGAAGAUUUACAUCGACCCGUUCACCUACGAGGAUCCCAACGAAGCCGUCCGGGAGUUUGCAAAGGAAAUCGAUAUCUCCUGCGUCAAAAUCGAGCAGGUGAUUGGAGCAGGGGAGUUUGGGGAGGUGUGCAGCGGCCACCUGAAGCUCCCGGGCAAGCGGGAGAGCUUUGUGGCUAUCAAGACGCUGAAGUCGGGCUACACCGAGAAGCAGCGCCGGGACUUCCUGAGCGAGGCCAGCAUCAUGGGCCAGUUCGACCACCCCAACGUCAUCCACCUGGAAGGGGUCGUCACCAAGAGCACGCCCGUCAUGAUAGUCACCGAAUUCAUGGAGAACGGCUCCUUGGACUCCUUCUUGCGGCAAAACGACGGGCAGUUCACGGUGAUCCAGCUGGUGGGCAUGCUGCGAGGCAUCGCUGCCGGCAUGAAGUACCUGGCCGACAUGAACUACGUCCACCGCGACCUGGCCGCCCGCAACAUCCUCGUCAACAGCAACUUGGUCUGCAAGGUCUCCGACUUCGGCCUCUCCCGCUUCCUGGAGGAUGACACCUCGGACCCGACUUACACCAGCGCCCUGGGUGGGAAGAUCCCGAUCCGUUGGACGGCACCCGAGGCUAUCCAGUAUCGGAAGUUCACCUCCGCAAGUGACGUGUGGAGUUACGGCAUCGUCAUGUGGGAGGUGAUGUCCUACGGCGAGCGGCCUUACUGGGACAUGACCAAUCAAGAUGUCAUAAACGCCAUCGAGCAGGACUACCGGUUGCCCCCGCCCAUGGACUGCCCCAGCGCCUUACACCAGCUCAUGUUGGACUGCUGGCAGAAGGACCGCAACCACCGGCCCAAAUUUGGACAGAUUGUCAACACUUUAGACAAGAUGAUCCGGAACCCAAACAGCUUGAAAGCCAUGGCCCCGCUCUCCUCUGGGAUUAACCUGCCUUUACUUGACCGCACAAUCCCAGACUAUUCCAGCUUCAAUACCGUCGAUGAAUGGCUCGAAGCCAUCAAAAUGGGACACUACAAGGAGAACUUCGCCAACGGCGGCUUCACCAACUUCGACACGGUCUCCCAGAUGACGAUGGAGGACAUCCUACGGGUCGGGGUCACGCUCGCCGGGCACCAGAAGAAAAUCCUCAACAGUAUCCAGGUGAUGCGAGCCCAAAUGAACCAGAUCCAGUCGGUGGAGGUUUGAGAAAGCGACCCUGACCCACGCUUCGUCCUCGAGGCCCAUUCCCGUUUUGUCCCCGUGUGUCCCGGCACUUGGGGGGCCUUGCAUUCCCAGCCUCUGGGGCGGCCCCAGAGCAAAGUUGCUGCGGACUUGGAGAAUCCCCGAAAAAAAGGGGGGGACGAAAGGGAAUGGUGAUGACGACUCUUAUUUAGAAAGGAUUUUUUUUUAUGAAAAGGAAAACGGAUCGGAACCGCAAUGGCUUUCGCUCGAAGGGCUGUGAUGAAACACACGGUGCAGGGAAGGAUCUGCAGCGAGGUUUUCGCGGACGUUUGGGCGACGUGUUUGGGACCGGUUUGCCAAACUGCAUGUCCUUCUGAGCCUGGCAGGGCUGAAAAUUACGGGGGGAAAUGACAGGAAAAGAAGACUUUCCCCACAAAGUGGGUCCGGCGUGUCUCGUUAGGACGGGACCGCCACGGUUUUGUAAACUCGUUUUUUUUCCGCUGAAGGACUGGAACCCGGAAGACGACGCCUCCCUCCCUCCUCCUCCGCCUCUACCCGCUCCCGCUUCCUCCUCUUCGUCGAGGGACUUUGGGUGGCUCUUACUGGUUUGCACUGGGAGGGUUUUGAGGAGGCCCCACCCCCCUGCAACUCCCUAGCGGCGGACACGACAUAUCAUUAUGCACAAGACUUUUCACCAGACCUCACGGCUCGGACAUUUUGCCGCUCCUCGAGUUCCAUGCAGUAUGUUGUAGAGUCGACGCGCAUUCCCAUUGGGUUGUUGCCGUUUCAUCUUUUUCUACUUUGUUUACAUGGUUCGUGGGCAUUGGUGGGAGGGCGGCGGUGGGGUGGAUUUUCCCUCAUUUCUUUGUUUGGGUAGAAGGGAUUUUUUUCGUUUGUUAUUUCCGCAACCCGUUGCUUCCCGUAAAUAUUCUCCGGUUUCCUCCAGAUCCUUCCUUCUAAGUCCUUUCUUCCCAUAUCAAAGCAAUUUUUGCGAGGAAACUGAGGAAACAGUUCUUUUCCUUUCGUGAGUGGGAAAUAUACCAUAAAAGCUCUGGAAGUGGAGCAAGAACGCCGAACCGUGGAGACACCUUGCAGAUCUAGAGCCAAGCAUGAGCAGAUAUCGCCCGUGAACAUCCGUCCAAUACUCCUUCAACCUUUCUUCAACAUCAUGGAGAAACAAGGGCAAUAUGUUUCAGGAGGAAGAGGACCAGACUAUGGCAACAGCUUGAAAGCCAGACGCUACCCUAGAUGUUCCUCCUGGUCUCAUUCAGCUUCUUCUCCUUGUCAUGGAUGGCAGACUUAAUUUGCAACGCUUGAACAUUGGUUGGAGCAAGGCGGAUUCUUCACUAUGGCCCAGAAGCUACACUAGAUGUAUCUCCUGGUCUCGUUCUACCAGUUGACUUGGCUUCUUCUCCUUAUCAUGGAUGUCAUACUUGACUUGCAAAGCUUGAGCAUUGGUUGGUGCAAGGCGGAUUCUUUGCUGUGACCCAGAAGCUACACUAGAUGUUUCUCCUGGUCUCAUUCUACCACUUGACUCAGCUUCUUCUCCUCCUCAUGGAUGUCAGACUUAGCUUGCAAAGCUUGAGCAUUGGUCUGUGCAAGGUGGACUCUUCACUGUGGCCCAGAAGUCCCACUAGAUGUUCCUCCUGGUCUCGUUCAGCUUCUUCUCCUCAUCAUGGAUUCCAGACUUAAUUUGAAAAGCUUGAACAUUGAUUGGAGCAAGGCGGAUUCUUCACUGUGGCCCAGAAGCCACAUUAGAUGUUGCUCCUGGUCUCGUUCUACCACUUGGCUUGGCUUCUCCUUAUCAUGGAUGUCAUACUUGACUUGCAAAGCUUGAGCAUUGGUUGGUGCAAGGCAGACUCUCCUUUAGCCCAGAAGUCCCACUAGAUGUUUCUCCUGGUCUUGCUCUACCACUUGACCCAGCUUCUUCUCCUCGUCAUGGAUGUCAGACUUAGCUUGCAAAGCUUGAGCAUUGGUUGGUGCAAGGUGGACUCUUCACUGUGGCCCAGAAGUUACACUAGAUGUUCCUCCUGGUCUCGUUCAGCUUCUUCUCAUCAUGGAUGUCAGACUUAACUUUCUAAACUUGAGCAUUGGUCGGUGCAAGGUGGACUCUUGCUGUGGCUGAACCCUGUCCUAGUUGAUCUUCUAAAGGUUGGGGACACAGAAAGUUCUGGGCAGUUCAAGGAGAAAUGUAACAAAGGGGUGGAGAUAUCAAUGUAACUCCUCGUCUACAUGGAACGAGGGCGACUAGUGUGAAGAACAGAACGUGAAGAUUGAUAAACAUCAGGUUCGGAUAUCACUAUGUAUGUACACUGCAAAGAAACAAAGUUUUGGCAGUAUAAUAAACUUUUCCCAUGUUUUCAUGAUAGAACCGAUUAGGAAAUGACAUUGAGAACCCAGGAACAAGAAACUGAGUUACAAAGUGUAUUAGGAGAAACCAUGGAUGGAAAGCAAACCAAGGUUUUUCCACUAUGUGAAUGGAAAGCAAUGUUCCUCAACCUUGCAUGUUGUCUUCUUUCUUUUAUAAAAUGAGGACUAAACUGAUUUUAAGGAGAAUUCCAGUCCAGGGACAUCAUUUGAACCCAUAGUUUGCUUUUUAAAACUCUCAUCUUCUUGUAGACACUUCUCUUGGGAUUGUCCACCAAUAGAAAACCACGAGUUCCUUUCAUUCCCGAACCAGAUGCAUUGAGACUGAGGUCCAACCUUCCACAGGCCACCCAAGGAAAGGUCAAUGAAAUACAUGUUGCCUUUUCAGGUCUUCUGUCUCUUUCUCUCGCCCAACAUGGAGGCCUGGGUGCCAUGAACGUGGUUGAAAUCCAUCGUUGUAAGUAUCCCAUGCUUUGCUUAGCUUCUCAGUGCAGUAGGGCACCCUUAUUCCAUAUGGAAGGGGAGAGGGUGUCCCUAUGGCGGAUCUAGUACCACUCACUGUGCCCUUCCCCAAAACAAGGACGUGUUUGGGACCGCCUUCCGCUCGAAGGAGAACUCGAGUUAUCUUUGCACUAAAGCCGCCCUCGCCUGUCUUCCCAGUGUAGACCUACUCCGUUGCUGCUGUCUUCUUGUGGAGAGAAGAGCGGGGUAUACAUAAACAUAAUAAUAAUGCGCGGGAGCAGGACCAGGAGGCCAUCUUUGCCAGCAUAGACAGACAACACCCGCAUGCACCCAUUUUAUCUACCUGAUCCAUUCCACUGUGACACAGGAGGGCUAUUCUACAAAACGGAAGAUAAAAGAGGUCCAUGUUGGACCCAUUGAGAUCCACAUUGGACCCAUUGAGAUGCUGAUUGGAUGGGACUCAACUACCCAAACGAGGGACAAUGUUGUGACUUAUUGAGGACUUGCCUUCUCCUUCUUACAAGGUGGUCUUUCCACCUUUGGACUCGCCAAAGGGCCUUGAACAAUGAGCUUCAAUGAGUGUCACCUUCCAAACAUCUCAUCUGAUCCAGCAUUCUGUCAUCUCACCUCUCUGAGAUGAAAGAGGUCCAUGUUGAACCCAUCGAGAUCCAUAUUGGACCCAUUGAGAUGUUGAUCGGAUGGGACUCAACUGCCAAAGGGCCUUGAACAAUGAGCUUCAACAGCGUGCAACCUCACAGCUCCUUGGUGACACCUUCCAAACAUCUCAUCUGAUCCAGCGUUCUGUCAUCUCACCUCUCUGAGAUGAAAGAGGUCCAUGUUGAACCCAUCGAGAUCCAUAUUGGACCCAUUGAGAUGUUGAUCGGAUGGGACUCAACUGCCUGAACGAGGGACCAUGUUGUGACUUAUUGGAGAGCUUGCCUUUUCCUUCUGACAGGGUGGUCUUUCCACCUUUGGACUCUCCAAAGGGGCCUUGAACAAUGAACUUCACAGCUCCUUGGUGACACCUUCCAAACAUCUCAUCUGAUCCAGCGUUCUCUCAUCUCGGCUCUCUGAGAUGAAAGAGGUCCAACUGUUUUCCCAUGUUGGACCAAUUGGAUGGGACUCAACUGCCUGAGCAAGGAACUGUGCGGUGACUUACUGGAGAACGUGUCUCCUCUUGCAGUGGCUUAUUGGAGAACGUGCCUCCUCCUCCUCCUCCUCCUUACAAGGUGGUCCUUCCACCUUUCGACUCGCCAAGGAGCCCAAACAAUGCGCUUGGACAGUGUGCAAACCUCACGGCUCCUUGGCCACACCCUUCCAAACAUCUCAUCUGAGCCAGCAUCCUCUUGUCCCCGCUCUCUUCAGAUGCUCAUCAACAUUGACCUCUUGCGGUUGAUGAUACUGGAUUGCCAGCACUCCAUUUAGCAUAGCAAUAAAAGGCCUUGGCGUCCUUCAACACUGUGAUCGAGCUGUGUGGAGGCUUCCUUGAGAAGUCCAAAAACAAUGGGAGGAGCCUUUCAUCCACUCAUCCAUGGCUGCAAAUAUUUUCGUUCUUUCGGCGAUCCCUGGUCAAUCCAAACAUCUUCCUACAUCAGUGGUUCUCAACCUGAGGGUCCCCAGAUGUUUUGGCCUUCAACUAACAGCUGGGAUUUCUGGGAGUUGUAGGCCAAAACACUUGGGGACCCACCAGUUGAGAACCACUAUCCUAGAUGAUGAUCUAGAACAGUGGUGUCCAACCUUUAGUUCUCCAGAUGUUUUCUGGAAGCUUCUAUUGACAGCUUGUCCAAUGGUCAAGAAUUCUGGGAGCUGGAGUCCAACAAAAUUGGACACCACUGGUCUAGAACGUCUUCCAUCAAACCAAUUUGCUGGUGGGAGAUGGAAGCAAAGAACCUUCCAGAUGUGGUCAACCUACAACUCCCACCAUUCCCAACCAGCUUGGCCUAAUGCAAGGGAUUGUGGGAACACCUGGAGGACCACAAAUUGGACACCACUGGUCUAGGAUGUCUUCCAUCAAACCAAUUUGCUGGUGGGAGAUGGAAGCAAAGGACCUUCCAGCUGUGGUCAACCUACAAGUCCCAUCAUUCCUAACCAGCUUGGCCUACUGUAAGGGAUUGUGGGAACACCUGGAGGACCACAAAUUGGACAGCACUGGUCUAGAACGUCUUCCAUCAAACCAAUUUGCUGGUGGGAGAAGGAAGCAAAGGACCUUCCAGCUGUGGUCAACCUACAAGUCCCAUCAUUCCUAACCAGCUUGGCCUAAUGCAAGGGAUUGUGGGAACACCUGGAGGACCACAAAUUGGACAGCACUGGUCUAGAACGUCUUCCAUCAAACCAAUUUGCUGGUGGGAGAAGGAAGCAAAGGACCUUCCAGAUGUGGUCAACCUACAAGUCCCAUCAUUUCCAUCCAGCUUGGGAUUGUGGGAGUCCAAGAACAUCUGGAGGUUGCCACCUUCUCAUAUAGGUUCUCUUGGGAGUGUUGUUUGCCCUUAACUGUGAUACAUAGCUUUUGGAUGAUCUUCAAACGUGGUUGUUGCGUCCCAUCUACAAGCUCCCAAAGUCAUUCCUCGUAGAGCUGGUUUCCACGUCUUUGACCCUUUUGGUGGACCUUCUCUUCCAUCUUGCUCACUUCCAUCUUCAAUGGUUACGUGAGUACGUAUCUCAGUAUUAUCCCAUCCGAGGAAGGAGGGACCAGGAAUGGAAGUUGCCACCAAAUCCGCGGGAUGUGGAAGCCAACCAAAAGUAGAGCGGUAUGGCCUUGUGUAUAGUUGUCCUUCGCCUUUCAUCAUGUACAACGUCCACUUCGGUCAUUAUCUCGUUCUGUAUGUGGAGAGGGACUCGUUUCUCCGGCCAUCGGGUGAGUGGCUCUCUGACCUUGUGUCAUGAUCUCCGAUCUUUGACAUCUCCGGACACAGAGCAAGCACUGACAAAGAACAGAUCCCAGCCAUAAAACCCCAAUUACCAUCUGCUAUGUGAGAGCCCCUAUAUAAAUGGGCCAAAGAGAAGGUUCUGGUAUUCUGUACAAUAAAACCUGUUGGGAUCUACCUGCGUGUGUCUCGGUGCUUUCUUCUGGUGGAAGACUUACCCACACCAAGACACACGCUGGUAGAUUCCAACAGGUUUUAUUGUACAGAAUACCAGAAUCUUCUCUGUAGCCCAUUUAUAUAGGGGCUCUCACAUACCAGAGGGUAAUUGAGGUUUUAUGGCUGAGAUCUGUUCUUUAUCAGCGCUUGCUCUGUGUCCGGAGAUGUCAAAGAUCGGAGAUCAUGACACCUUGUUUGUACGUGACGCUGCUCUCUCCUUCCCUGACAGUAUUUGUAUUUUUUAGCCAAUGUGAAUAGCAACGUGGUGUUCCGGCCCUUGUCCCGGGGGUGUGUCUUCCAUUCCAACCAGGGCCUUCUUCCCUCGGCUCCACCGGGCAUCUCCGGAUGUGGCCGCGGAGGGCGGGGCGGCGGGGAAGGGGGUGAUAAUAAUGUAUUUAUAAAGGGAAACAGAACCUGCUGCUCCGAUGCCUUUGUAGGAGUAUUUUUCAGAAGACGUUUUUUUCAAAAUAAAUGUGAAGUGCAAAAGUUG